CGGAGGAGGUAACAAAGUGUUUAAAGAAGCCAUGAGUUCAACAUUUCCUUCUGACACAACAUCGGAGACAAUAUCGAAAUUGGAAAAAGACCGAACGGCAUUCUUGGACCCUUGGACUUCCGAACUUUCUUAG
Funneliformis mosseae is the source of this 133-nucleotide messenger RNA. The record is from the annotation of a GenBank genome assembly. NCBI's taxonomy places the organism in Eukaryota, Fungi, Glomeromycota, Glomeromycetes, Glomerales, Glomeraceae.